CCAUCCUUCGCCAGACCCUUCACUUUCCGUCGCGUGUAACUCUUCGCUACUUCACUUGUCACUCCCUUGCACCGUGUAUAAAAUCGUUCAAGCUGGCGCCCACCGGCCCUUCACGCACUCGCCGUCGCAGAGGCGGACGGCGUAGGCGUCGCGUCACCGUAAACGAAAACUACUCGCACAUCCAGGUCGUGCCCCAGGACCAGAUCCGUCGCGGCAGCUCUCAAGACGACUGGUACGAAGACGACUACGACGAAGAGGACUCGCCGCCAGCCUACAAGCACGUUGCGACGACCAUCCACGCCACGCCACUCCGCACAACCGUUUCCGCCUUCGCAACCUCACAGAGCACUACCGUGGCGCAAUCAGGACACACUUUCGCAGAGAUGGCGCGUGGCGGGUCGCGUGUCCCGAGGGAGAAUGUCCCGCCGCCCCGCGAUGUUUCGCCCGCAGUCACAGCCAAGAUCAAGCUCAAGUCCAAGCAGAAGCAGUGGAAGCCGCUGGACCUGGGCGAUCACAACAUCCUAGAUUUUCCCAACGUCGACCUCUACGAGGACGACUCAGCUUACAGCGAAGGCGACCCCACGACUACCGUCGGCUCAAGCUCCAUGGCGGCCCGCUUGGCUGAAGACGACGAGAUUUUGAUCAUCUUUCCCAAGGGCUUGCCUGACCCUAUUUACCUUCGCUCGGAAGUCGGAAAUCAUCAUGGUGAGAUUCAGUACAUCAAGCAUCCGAAUCGCGACGUCACCGCGCAUCAGUGGUCUGCGACCUACUUUGAGUGGAUCGUCAUCGGGUGUUACUCCUGCGUACGGAAGACAAUCGAAGGCCCAGUGGUUUCUCCGGACUUCUUGAAGCUCAUCGGAUCCACGCGCGAACGCCCGAGCUCUUUGGAAUACUUCUGCGAGCUCGCCGAGGAAUAUGGUAAGAGUGUUCACGCAGAACCUUCCAACUUCACUGUCGCCUCGUCACGCCCAGGGUUCAAGACAAACACUGCCGAAGAGCUUCGUCGCCAUGACCAAAUUCCGAUUGUGGCUGGACCUUCUACCAAAGAUGAUGACUUUCCGGUCCUCGGUUCGCUCGCCCUAAAAAACCUGAAACCAAACACUCAGGAAGCUCCUCCAAAGGUAUAUGGGGCGACCAAGCGUCCGCAAAGCGAAGAGCCACCUCGUGUUCCCACUCCGCUCCGUUUGCAAACCUUCCGUGAUGACAACCCGUUUGUCGAAGCUCCCACCGCUCCGCGCGGGCAGAUGGACAGAGAUUUUCGCUUCCCUUCGCCAAACGUUGGUAGAACCAAACGUGACGUCCGCGACUCACCACCACCUCGCCCUGAAGCUUCCAUGGAUCAGUCUAGGCUCGACAGAAAGGUCUUUUUUAUUCAACAGGAACGUGACCACAUCCAACAGCUACGCCAGGCGAAGCAGCAGCAAGUCUCUGCUCCUCCCGAUCCCGAAGAGCUUGUCAAGGGCCUGCAGUCGGUGAUGCCUUUGCAACAGAUCCGUUCAUCAGUGCAAGAACUAAACCCUAGCCGCGAGCGCAUGCUGGAUUAUCUCAACCGCGUCGGUGACGAGUUCAAGUCUACGCAGAAGGUAGCGCAGACGCCUGCUUACGAUUCUCCGGUUGAGCCACAUCCCACUGGAGCAGUUGAGAUCGAUUUCGCUUCUGAAGAAGACCGCACUCCGGUACCGCGUGUGCUUAACUCGUUUCUGCCCACGUCAACUGUCGAAACAGUUCGCCCCGGGCCGAUGGAGCACCCUCCUGGAUUUCACCUGCAACCGAGCCAGAACGCGGAAGCUGGAAAGUGUCUUACCUCUUCCGGUUCACAAUUCUCACGCAAGGACUUGCACACCAGCGAUCCCGAGCCUGGCUAUGAAGGGCGCCUCGUAGAUGUCUACAACACUUCUGCUGCGUCCGAGGCUCUGCCUACGCCGCAAAACUUUGGUGGGCCCUUCUUCUACGACGACAUGCCCAGUGCGAGCAACCCUACCGCAAGGACCUCCACUCGCAUGAGCUAUGGUGAGAGACUCGACAAAUGGUGGACCUCUGGAAACCUAAGCCAACGCCACGACGAAUAUCUGAAGGCGUUGGCGAAGACUUCCAAGAAUGAAGAAGCUCACAAGGAUUUUGUCGUCACUGACCGCGCCCUUCUACCCCUCUACGAGACAUUUUCAUCCUACGUUCGCGAUAUUGAGAAGAAGAAGAAGGGGGUAGAGAAGGUGCCAGACCACUUUAUGCGCUUCGCUUCGCCUCCGGAUUUUGCGAUCGACCGCAGCCGCGACGGCAACAAGAGCUUCUUCGGCGAGGACUGGGGCGAGGUACCUAAGCGCAUCGGGCGUGAUCCCCGCUACUUCACGUCCUCGGUCGCGCCGGUGUUCGUACCUGCUACGAGAGCCCCAGGUCAGCCCGCUGCCGGGACCAACGCCUAUGGCCUCCUGUCCACCGGUCCGGGCCUUAGAGGCAGUGCGGAGGACUUGGGCAAGCUCAAGGGCUUUGGUUCUUUUGGCGACGCUUAUCGUUCGCUGCCCCGUGGCCCGAGUGGUGGCAGCGGCCUUCAGAGCUUCGGCUUCGGUGCUGGUGGCCAGGGCGGGGAGAUGUAGAAUCCUGGCCCGGCUGCUGAUCCUGGCUGGAUGCCGUCGAUCAAAUCGCCGUGGCGCUAGGCGGAUGUCUGAGACAGAAGGCUCUCUGACGACUCAUCGCGCAUUUCGUCUCUACUUGGCUGCUGCAGGUGCUUGAAGACCAACUUGUCUUACAUCGAAUGGCCUGCGGCUGCAGGUAUUUCGUCGACUUCUCUCAACA
This is a messenger RNA of Aplosporella prunicola CBS 121167, 2790 nucleotides long. RefSeq lists its product as uncharacterized. The coding region runs from base 384 to 2591 and encodes 735 amino acids. Lineage: Eukaryota; Fungi; Ascomycota; Dothideomycetes; Botryosphaeriales; Aplosporellaceae. The record is from RefSeq and is a predicted model, not a curated record. The transcript is spliced from 3 exons.